CACAACAUUUGCACUUCGUGCUUUUGGAAAUCUUUUGCCAGUGCGGCCUUAGCCCCACCAGCGGCACCGAUUUCUUCCACGUCCUCCCCCUCCACGAUACCUCUCCUAACCCGCCGAAUCUCGAAAACCACCACUCCUUCCACACACCCCCCCCCACGUCAACAACACCAGCAACCAUGUUGAACGGCGAAGAUCCGCCCGAGCGGCCCGAAUACAUUGUUAACAUCAUCAAUGGUCUGGAGCGCUACAACCCCGAGGCCGUCGUUAGCCUUGAGUCGUACCUGCAGGAGCAGUGCGAGCAAAAGUACUGCGACUGCAAUGCGAACCGGACACUCUUGAAGCUAUACCAGCUCAACCCUGACCGCAUGAAGGACGAGGUCGUCACCAACAUACUCGUCAAGGCCAUGACCCAGUUUCCGUCACCGCAGUUCAGCCUCGCCCUGCAUCUUAUCAACCCCUCCGUAAUUGCCCAAGGCGAGCUUGCCGAGGCCGUCGCCAAGCUGCGUCUCCUGAACACCCAGCUCGAGGGCUCCGAGUAUGCUCGCUUCUGGAACACCAUUGACGGCGACGAUCUCUGUGCCGACCUCAUUGCCGAUAUCUCGGGCUUCGAGGACCUCAUCCGCACCAACAUUGCCAACCUCGUCGCCCAGGCCUUCCGUGAGGUCAAGCUGUCUCAGCUUGAGUCGUGGCUCGGCCUCAACUCUGACGCCACCACCAAGUUCGUCACCGAAGUUGCCGGCUGGACUGUCGGUGACAACGGUAUUGUUACUGUGCCAAAGAAUACCGAGAACGAGGCCAAGAAGUCGGAAAUCAGGGAGGACGUCAACGUCGACAUGUUCUCGAGAGUUAUCCGGAGAUCAUGGGAGGAGACUGUUUAAAUGAGUUGAAAACAGAUUAGUACAUUACAGGCUGCUGCCGCUGGUUUUUGGUGAGGGGAAGAGAAAUAGGAAAGACAGGGGGAACAAGAGCGGAAAAUUCCCCUCGGCCACUGAUAGCUCCUUCAAUGGAGUUAGGGCUGGAAGAGAGCAUGACGGCAAAAUUACCGGCGUUCACUGUGACUUUUGAAUUAGGGAACCAUAGAGUAUAUCCCUGAAUAUGAGACAUACCACAAAGUUCGAGA
Colletotrichum navitas is the source of this 1120-nucleotide messenger RNA. RefSeq names its product GANP/Nin1/mts3/eIF-3 p25 family protein. Gene Ontology annotation, molecular function: translation initiation factor activity; ribosome binding. The coding region runs from base 177 to 878 and encodes 233 amino acids. Gene Ontology annotation, cellular component: eukaryotic translation initiation factor 3 complex; cytoplasm. The transcript is spliced from 2 exons. NCBI's taxonomy places the organism in Eukaryota, Fungi, Ascomycota, Sordariomycetes, Glomerellales, Glomerellaceae. The record is from RefSeq and is a predicted model, not a curated record. Gene Ontology annotation, biological process: regulation of translational initiation.